Messenger RNA from Sinocyclocheilus grahami, 1304 nucleotides. It is a transcript of the gene ca5a, whose product is annotated as carbonic anhydrase Va. The coding region runs from base 271 to 1200 and encodes 309 amino acids. Gene Ontology annotation, molecular function: zinc ion binding; carbonate dehydratase activity. Gene Ontology annotation, cellular component: mitochondrion; cytoplasm. NCBI's taxonomy places the organism in Eukaryota, Metazoa, Chordata, Actinopteri, Cypriniformes, Cyprinidae. The transcript has 7 exons. The record is from RefSeq and is a predicted model, not a curated record.
UCCAAAUGCGCGUCAUUUCGUCCUGCUGCCUUGACUACAAUGAAAAGCUGCGAGUUUCCUAAGAAACCUCUAGAUCUCCGUUCGGAGUUUGGUGGGUGUUGUUAACCUGCCCUUUUUGCCUUCAUCCGCCAAUCAGUAGGGCGCGAGAGCGAGCUGGGUGUUGUUGGCACAAGUUCGGCACGCGAGCGCACGCGAAAGGACAAUAUUUUACAUGUCAACGGCAUGACUAUAUAAUAUAUUUUUAGGUUAUUAAAGUAAACGGCCAACAUCAUGGUGACACUGACCGCGAUCGUCGCGCCUCUCGGUCGGCAGAUCCACAGGCAGCUGGUGAAGCAUGGCAGAAGCCAGCGCUGGAUACCAUCUCGGGCAUGUAACUUGUCUGCAUGCUCCAGCAAAUUACUUCUCAGUCGAGUGCAUCCGAUGUGGCAGGAGCCGCUCGCCAUUCCCGGUGGAGAUCGCCAGUCGCCUAUUGACAUUGUGGUGCGUAAAAGCGUCUUUGAUCCACAGCUCAGACCUCUGAAGGUACAAUAUGACCCAAGGACCUGCCAGCAGAUCUGGAAUAAUGGCUACUCUUUUCUGGUUGAGUACGACGACACGACUGACAAAUCCACUCUGAAAGGAGGCCCAUUGGAGGAUCAGUUCAGACUGUGUCAGUUUCAUUUUCACUGGGGGGAGAACAACGCCUGGGGCUCUGAACACUCCAUAGACCGCCGCCUUUACCCUGCUGAGCUUCAUCUUGUUCACUGGAACUCGGACAAGUACAGUUUGUUUGAGGAGGCUGUUAUUGAGGAGAAUGGACUAGCUGUUAUUGCGGUCUUUCUGAAGAUUGGAAAGAGACACGAGGGUUUGCAGAAAUUGGUGGAUGCCUUGCCUGCAGUCAGGCACAAGGAUAGCGUGGUAGAGUUCACCAAGUUCGACCCUGCAUGUCUCCUCCCGGAGAAAAUUGAUGAUUAUUGGACAUAUGCAGGUUCUCUGACCACUCCUCCUCUUACUGAGGCGGUGACAUGGAUUGUGAUGAAACAGCACGUUGAAGUCAGUCAUGAUCAGCUGGCAGUGUUUCGAAGCUUGCUGUUCACAUCGGCAGAAGAGCAGGUGCAGAGAAGCAUGGUCAACAACUUCCGUGUUCAGCAGGCUUUGAAGGGACGGACUGUCCGUUCUUCUUUCACCCCCUUCCUCCAAGAUGCUCCCUCUAUGAAGUAGCAACAAAACUCAGUGACCUAAUUCACAUCUUAACCUCCAAAACAAGCACCGACUCAUCAGUCACUUUAUUGUGGACGUCUGAUAUCCAUAAUGUCUUAACUAGA